Molecule: messenger RNA, 3551 nt
Organism: Orcinus orca (killer whale)
Lineage: Eukaryota; Metazoa; Chordata; Mammalia; Artiodactyla; Delphinidae
Product: small integral membrane protein 10-like protein 2A
Exons: 2
Coding region: 206-442 (78 amino acids)
Source: RefSeq, a predicted model, not a curated record
GCAGGCGAGGGGGCGGGGCUGUCCCUGGGCGGCUAAGGCGGAGACUUGGCUGUGGCUACCACUGCAGCUGGAGCCCAGCCGGGUAGGCGAGACCGAGAGCCGUGCGGUACGCGAGGGCUGCUGGCCGUCGGCUCAAGGCCUCGGCUCCACCUGCCCGCCAGCCUACGGUGCGAUCGGUCGGCGGAGUGUGCGCCGGGCUGGGCCCAUGGCAGCGUCGGCGGCCCUGUCUGCGGCGGCGGCGGCGGCUGCCAUGUCGGGCCUGGCAGUGCGGCUGUCUCGCUCGGCUGCGGCCCGCGGCUCGUACGGCGCCUUCUGCAAGGGGCUCACGCGCACGCUGAUCACCUUCUUCGACCUGGCCUGGCGGCUGCGCAUGAACUUCCCCUACUUCUACAUCGUGGCCUCGGUGAUGCUCAACGUCCGCCUGCAGGUGCGGAUCGAGUGAGCGCCCGCAACCACCGCGCGGCCGCGGCGGCAGGGGCGCCGGCAUGAAGCUCCGCGGGACCCAGGGCCGCCGGGAGGCGGCGGGGGAAGGAGAAGGGGCGGCCCGGGCCCCCGGACCCUAGACCUCGGCGGAGGUCACGGCCACCGAGCCCCAAGCCCCGGCUCUGGUCACCCACGUCGCGGCCGGUGACGAACUGCACAGAAACUCGCGAAACGGGCCCUUUCCAUCGAACUCGAGAAAAUUACUUGAGUGCGGCCGACCUGUUGCCUCACCUUGGGCGAAGUGGGGAGCAGAAGGAAGAAAUUCUGCAGCAGGAACGUGAAUGACUGGCCCUGACCAAAGAGGCUGGCCCCUGGGCCCAGCAUCGCACGGGAGAGUCUCCUCUGGAUGGGCCUGCAUUGGUCCUGGAGGCCUUGGCUGCGCUGCUGACUGACGCCCCAGGAGCGGUGCAGAGGGGAGGCAGGACAGACCCUGGCCCUCACCCCGCACCGCUCCCACGUCUGCUCGGGUGGUGGUUGCUCAUGGUCGAUGCACUCAGAGUUCCUGGGGCUGAGCACCCCAGCAGCCUGGUUGCCCCCAGGACAGAGCGGCCGAGCCUCACACCAUGUGCCCUCCUCAGCUGCCCAGCUGGAGCCCGGGUCCCAGGUGAGGAUCUCUGCCUGCCUCACCCCGGGGCCGGAGGCUGCACCGCGGCCACCACGUGCCCCCCACAGAUGCCCACCGACGGGGCCUGAUGGCUUCCUUCCUUGUGCCAAGUCACCCGGGAGCCCUGGUCCUGGUGGCCCUCCUCCAGCCCAACUGUGCCCACCCAGGGCCACUUCUGGGAGCCUGCCAGCCUGCGGACUGCAUCCCUGGAGCUCUGGGGACAGCCUCUGAGACUGUGCCACGGGGCUGCAUGGGAGGAGAGCAGAGGACGAGGGGCCUCCUUGGGGCUGAUUCGCAGACGUGCCCCUUUCAAGCCCAGCUCUCACCCUCCGGGUGGCUCGAUCCCCAGCUCCAGCCUCUUGCUGGGCCAGCCUGAGAGGGCCUGAGAAUGGCACAGGGGAGGCUCUUCGCUGACCGCGUGGGUGCCCGUGUGUGAGUGCGCAUGUAUGAGUGUGUGCGGGUGUGCGGGUGUGUGUGAGUGAACGUGCGGGUGUGAGCGCGUGUGUGAGUGCUUGUGCACACACACGAGUGGCUGUGCGUUGCAGCGGGCGCGGAGCUGUUGAGCAGAGUGAGCUGUGCAGGGCGCCCUGUCCUCCCUGGGCUCCGGGCUCAGCCGGAGCUGCCUGGGGCUGCUUCCCAACAGGGAGAAUGCGCGCUGGAGGCCCAGGGGCCCGGGCUCAGAGACCCCCUCCCACCCAUCGUGGGAAGGGCACGGCGGUGGCCCUGGCUGGGGCUGUCUGCGCUCUGAGGGGCUGGCCGUGGGAGGGGCCGGGGACGCGUCCUUAGCAUGCGCUCCUGCCGCGGCUGUUCUUACGGUUCUGGCCCUGAGUCCUUAGCUGCUUCCGCUUCCCACCUCUUCCUCGUCUCCCCCGCUGGGCCCUUGCUGCUUGACGGGCUCGCAGAGCACUUUAUUUAUUUGCCGUCUGUUUCUCAGGCAGCGGAGCUUUUACAAAAUCAGACACCGACUUGAAUAAGACAACUUCCACUUUCCUGUGUGUGAUGUACUCUGCACCGGGCAGCAGCGUCUGGUCAGAGAAAUGUUCUUGUUUCGGGUGUUGUCAAAUCUUGUUGUCUGUCUCAGUUAAGAAGAAAGUCCUUUGAGUUCAAUCAAAUAAAACCUGGAGGCCUCCUGUUUCUGCCGCCUCGGAGGAGAGAGGGGCGGCGAGCUCACCCCGCUCUGGUGGCCGGGAGCUGGGGGAGGGGAGCACCCCGAGGGCUCUAAGGGGGCGGGGCUGAGGGCGGGGCUGGUGCCGGGUCAGAAGAUGAGGCGAGACCCGAGCUGAGCCGGACCACUGCUCCCGUGAGGGGAAGGCAGCAGCACAGGCCUGGCCCAAGAGGUGGCACUUUGUCCCAUUCACAAACUUUAUUUGAAUCAACUAACGCCUAGGCCUUUUCUUCAUCUUAGAGGCUGGUGUUAGAAGGCGCGUAAUUCAGCUGAACCCCGAGGGUGGGCUGCGGUAGGCGAGGUGGAAUGGACUGUCUGCAGAUCAUUUUGUGUCCCCGAAGGCCCUUCCGCAGCCGCAGGUGGCAGGGUCUCCAUCACCUCCCAGCUGGCCAGGUGGCGUCUGAGUUUUGGAGAAGAUCAACCUCUGGGACUGGAAACCUGCCUCCCUUACUCCCACCUUAGACGCAAGCUGUCCCGGCAGAGAAGCCGGGGCGGGGGCUCUGAGGCUGCUGCAGGGGGAGGGUGGGCCGAGGACAGAGGGCUGGGGAGGGACGCCUGCAGGGGAGGGCAGCACCCGCCUCGGAGGAAUGCAGGCCCAUAGGACCCAGGAGAGGGGUGUCCUGAGGACUCGGGGUGUGGUCACACGAGGAGCGCAGCCUGGGGUAAGACACCUGUCGCCAAGAGCUCCGCAGGUGUCAGUGCAACUUGACAAGAGGGCCUCUUCCAGCAUCCGGCACCCUAGGAGGGAGGGGUAGACUCCAGUCCCGGCCAGAGCCCCGAGCUUCCCGUCCCUUGGUCCAGAUGGUCCUGUUCAGUCCCUGAUGGUUCUGCACCCACUUCAGGGACCAGGUAGCCUGGCACAGCCAGAUGGGAGAGAGGAUCCAGCACCCAGGGGCCAAGGGACCGUGAUGAGGGAGGACCGUAUUCCCCCGCGAGGGAGGCAGGCAGGCUGGCGCAUCACACUCUGGUUAAGAGGGGCGCCUAGGACACCAGACACCUGUGCGCUGAGCCCAGCUCUUCCACUGACCACAGCGGAGCCCCAGGCCAGCCACGGGCACUCGUACAUUUUCAGAAAGGAGCCUUCAGGGUGCUGUGGGCCUUCAGUGUGAGGAUGUCUCUUCAACAAAUGGCCCCAGGUCUCAGCCAGAGCAGCCCUGCCACCAUGAGGAAAGGAAACGAACUGGCAGGUGAUGAGAGCCUGCCGAGCUCCAGGCACCAUGCCUUAACCUCAUUAUCCCCAUGGCCACCUUCUGGAGGAGGUCACCACUAGGAUGUCACUGAGGUUGAACCUCGAGCUGG